Molecule: messenger RNA, 1827 nt
Organism: Saccostrea cuccullata (small rock oyster)
Lineage: Eukaryota; Metazoa; Mollusca; Bivalvia; Ostreida; Ostreidae
Product: acyl-CoA 6-desaturase-like
Exons: 12
Coding region: 43-1347 (434 amino acids)
Biological process (GO): lipid metabolic process
Cellular component (GO): membrane
Molecular function (GO): oxidoreductase activity, acting on paired donors, with oxidation of a pair of donors resulting in the reduction of molecular oxygen to two molecules of water
Source: RefSeq, a predicted model, not a curated record
GUAUUUGCUGGUAGCUCUGUAAGGUAGGAAAGAGACGCCAACAUGGGGAAAGGAGGUCGGAAGCAGCUGGGUAGCUUUUCCUGUCAGGAAGUGGCCAAACAUGACAAGCGAGAUGACCGAUGGAUCAUCAUCAAUAAUGAAGUCUAUAACAUCACAGAUUGGUCCAGGCGCCACCCCGGGGGCUCCAAGGUCAUCGGGCAUUAUGCGGGACAAGACGCCACCGACGCUUUUCGGGCUUUCCACAAUGAUUUAGAUCAAGUACAGAAGUAUUUACUACCUCUCCACAUCGGAAGUGUUCAAAAGGGGGAGGUGAACAAAAACUACUCCCUGGAGAAAGAUUUCAGAGAGCUACGACAAACUGCUGAAAAAAUGGGUUUGUUCAAACCCAGCUACUUGUUCUUCUUUAUACACCUGGCCCACAUCAUAGCUAUGGAGGUGAUGGCCUAUCUAACCUUGUAUUACUUUGGAACUGGAUGGGUACCUUGUAUUGUGUCAGUCUGCUUGUAUGCAACUGUGCAGAGCCAGAUUGGAUGGUUGCAGCAUGACUUUGGACAUCUCUCUGUAUUUAAAUCCAGCUGGCUUGACCAUGUUUUUCAUUUUUUAACAAUAGGAUGUAUCAAGGGUGCUUCCCCAAGCUGGUGGAACCAUAUGCAUUAUCAACACCAUGCCAAACCUAAUGUGAUGGGUAAGGACCCUGAUGUCAGAGUCGAUCAGUUGUUUGUGGUGGGAGAGAAAAUGCCUGUCAAGGUUGCUGAAUCAAAGAAAUCCAGUAUGCCCUACAAUCUGCAGCACAAGUACUUCUUUCUAAUUGGCCCCCCUCUCCUGUUUCCUGUGUAUUUCCAGUUUAUGUUGUUUAGACAUAUUUUCACCAGGAAAUUAUGGAAGGAUUUCAUAGUGGUCAUGGCCUUUUAUGUGAAGUUUUUCUACCUGUAUACACCACUGCUAGGAGUUGGAUGGGUACUUGUUUAUUAUGAAGUAAUGAGGGUGCUAGAGAGCCAUUGGUUUACCUGGGUGAGUCAGUCUAACCACAUCCCUAUGGACAUUGACGAGGACACUGCUGAGCCCUGGAUCCGACUCCAGCUGAAGGCCACCUGUGAUAUCGAGCAGUCCUUCUUCAAUGAUUGGUUCACGGGCCACCUCAACUUCCAGAUAGAACACCACCUUUUCCCUACCAUGCCAAGACACAACCUAUACAAAAUCCAACCUCUUGUUCAGUCCCUCUGUAAAAAGCAUGGAAUUCCGUACCAAAUGAAAACCCUCUCUCAGUCCUUUGUUGACAUUGUGAAAUCAUUGAAGCAUUCUGGAGAACUCUGGGAGGCAACGCUGCACGCUCACCACAUAUCUUGAUUGGAAUUAUAACUGCUAUAAGUGCCUAUAACUUUUUAACAAAUUCAAUAUACACUUUUGAUAAAUGUACCAUGCUGUUCCUUGCUUGUUUUCUGGGUUGGUAAAAAGAAUUUAUCUUAAAGAAUAUCUGAAAAUAUUUGUGCUAACACCAACAUGGAAAAUCAAGGAGUACACAAGAAACAGCGCUAUGAGUUCUGUUAGCAAUACACCAAAUUCCAAUGUCUGGAUUUUACUGUGCCUAAGAAAAACAGUUUACAUUGAUUGGAAUAUGAUAAUAGCCAUUUCUUUGUGUGAGCCUUCUAUCUGUUUUGUCAUAUUUUAUUAGUGAUUUUUAAAAAUUUUUUUCUCUUUUUGUACUUUCUAUUGGUGUCUUUAGGUUUUCUCACUUUUGAGUAAAAGAAAAUUUUAGAUUUUGUAUGAUGCAUAAUUAUUAAGUAUAUAUUUUGAUCUACUGAAUAGAAAUGCUUUCUAUUACACAAA